Molecule: messenger RNA, 1503 nt
Organism: Mangifera indica (mango)
Lineage: Eukaryota; Viridiplantae; Streptophyta; Magnoliopsida; Sapindales; Anacardiaceae
Product: WAT1-related protein At5g07050-like
Exons: 6
Coding region: 339-1340 (333 amino acids)
Cellular component (GO): plasma membrane
Molecular function (GO): transmembrane transporter activity
Source: RefSeq, a predicted model, not a curated record
CAGAGGUAAGCUUAGUGGCAACUUGAAGCACCAAAAGAUAUAUUACUUGUUUAUUGCGAUUGUUCUCACUCACCCAUCAAAACCUUGAAGAAUAAUUAAAUCUAGCUAAUUGUCAGGUAAAGUUGUUUGAAUAAUGGCCGAACAAAUGGGGAAUAUUUUCAGAAUCAGAUACUCUCUGCAACUGUCUUUUAUUCUGUGUUGAUGAAUAUUUCUUGUUUUCAGAGUUGUGUUUUGUUAUUUAGCCCAACUGAUUGAAGCUUGGGUUGCGAUAAGUAAAUUGGCCAGAGAUAGAAGUGGACUGGCCGUGGAUAUCACCAUUAAUACCAAAGUCCUCUGCCAUGGAAAAAUGUGGACCUUACGUUGCCAUGGUACUUGUACAAUUAGCAUAUGGUGGAUCAAACAUCCUCAUCAAAAUUGCCCUUGAGAGGGGACUCAAUCAGUUCGUCUUUGUGGUUUACCGUCAUAUAGUUGCCAUGUUUUUGUUAGGCCCUUUUGCUUACAUGUUGGAAAGGAAACAGCGCCCCAUGCUCUCAUUUUCAGUGAUGGUGAAGAUUUUUGUGCUUGCCUCACUUGGGACUACCAUCCAUCUUAAUGUUUAUUAUGCUGGCUUAGUCUACACUUCUCCCACAGUUGCAAGUGCUUUGAGUAAUGUUAUCCCCAGUUUGACAUUUCUCAUGGCGUCUCUGCUUGGGAUGGAAAAAGUGAAGAUUACAGCUGCUAGAGGUAGUGCAAAGGUGUUGGGUACUAUUAUUUGCAUUGGCGGAUCACUAAUUUUUACCUUUUGGAAAGGAGACUACCAAUUGAAAAGCUUUAUGCACAGGCCCCUCAUUAACAUGUAUUCCUCCAAACAUCCUGUUGCCGUGGAAAGCUGGAUCAAAGGUUCAGCCCUUAUUCUAAUCAGUUACAUUGCUUGGAGUGGGUGGCUAAUCCUCCAGGCUAUGGUCUUCAAAGUCUACCCAGCUCGUUUAUCGCUCAACACUCUCAUUUGCUUCUUCGCGUCACUGCAAUCAGCCUGCCUUGCCUUGUUCUUUGGAAGAAAUCCAGCCUUAUGGAAGCUGGAGUGGAAUGUACAACUCUUGACCAUCAUCUACUGUGGAGUUAUAAUCUCAGCGUCAGUAUACUAUCUACAAACAUGGUGCAUCAGCAAAAAGGGACCAGUUUUUGCAGCCAUGUUCAGUCCAUUACUUCUAGUUAUUGUGGGAAUAUUCUCAGCAGUUGCUUUUGCAGAGAGACUUCACUUGGGCAGCUUGGUGGGAGCAUUUCUCAUUAUUGUGGGACUUUACUGUGUACUAUGGGGCAAAAUGGCAGAUAGUAAUGUUUCUCAACAGGAGGAUGAUUGAAGAGACUUGGUCACAACAGUAAAAUUUUAGAGAUUUCCACUACUCAAACUUGACCUUGUCUCAAGUGAAAAGAAUCCAAUCAAAUAUAAAUUUAUUUAUUAUCAAGUUUUCUGUCGGCUGACCAAUUGCCUAAUAAUGCAUCUGAUUCAAGACUUGAACACUA